GUUGUUUACUGCGGAUGCUGCCUGUCAGGGAUACAGCAGGAAGGAGAAACUAACGCAGGAACAAAGGUCUGAAGCAUCCACAGCUGCUCUGCAGUUCCUGCUGGUACAUCCCUGAGAACGGCAGCGCCAUGGUCAACAGCGAAGGAUCCACGAAGACGAACGGGAGCGCUGGUCACUCUUCCAAUCAGCAGGAGCCUCUCAACGAGGCCAUGGAGCUCAAGAAGGAGAUCUCCCUGCUCAARGGGGUCAGCCUGAUUGUAGGGAACAUGAUUGGCUCUGGUAUCUUUGUCUCACCCAAGGGCGUGCUCCUCUACAGUGCCUCUUAUGGGCUGUCGUUAGUCAUCUGGGCCAUUGGGGGUUUGUUUUCAGUGGUGGGGGCCCUUUGCUACGCUGAGCUGGGAACCACAAUCACCAAAUCAGGGGCUUCAUACGCGUACAUCUUGGAGUCGUUUGGCGGCUUCAUUGCGUUCAUCCGUUUAUGGACCUCCUUGUUGAURGUUGAGCCCACCUGUCAGGCGGUUAUAGCCCUUACGUUUGCAAACUACCUGGUGCAGCCGCUCUUUCCAACAUGUGAACCACCAUACGCAGCGUCCAGGCUCAUCGCUGCGGCYUGCAUAUGUUUACUGACGUUUAUCAACUGUGCCUACGUGAAGUGGGGCACGCUUGUGCAGGACAUUUUCACCUACGCGAAGGUGGCAGCCCUCAUCGUCGUCAUAGUCACGGGCAUUGUCAAGCUUUUUCAGGGUCAUACAGAAAAUUUUAAGUCYUCCUUUCAGGGUUCGUCCUCAGAUCCUGGUGACAUWGCUUUGGCGCUGUAUUCUGCGCUCUUCUCUUACUCUGGUUGGGACACCCUGAACUUUGUAACAGAAGAAAUCAAAAACCCAGAGAGGAACCUGCCUCUGGCCAUUGCCAUCUCCAUGCCGAUUGUCACAAUCAUUUACAUCCUCACCAACGUGGCCUACUAUGCCGUUCUGGAUGUCCAUGCCAUACUGGACAGUGAUGCCGUGGCAGUGACCUUUGCAGAUCAAACUCUGGGUGUCAUGAGCUGGACAAUCCCGAUUGCUGUAGCUCUGUCCUGUUAUGGAGGCCUGAACGCUUCCAUUAUAGCUGCGUCCAGGUUGUUCUUUGUUGGAUCCCGGGAGGGUCACCUUCCUGAUGCUCUGUCUAUGAUCCAUGUGAAGAGAUUCACUCCAGUUCCUGCUCUGAUCUUCAAUUGCAUCAUGUCACUGAUCUACCUGACAGUUGAGGACGUUUUCCAACUCAUCAACUACUACAGCUUCAGCUACUGGUUCUUCAUGGGUCUGUCUGUCGCCGGGCAGAUCUACCUUCGCUGGAAGCAGCCCGACAGACCCAGACCUCUCAAGCUGACCUUAUUGUUCCCGGUGGUGUUCUGCCUGUGUGCCGUUUUCCUCGUGGCGGUUCCUCURUACAGCGACACGCUCAACUCUCUGAUCGGCAUCGGCAUCGCUCUGUCAGGGGUUCCUGUCUACUUCCUGGGUGUCUAUUUACCAGAGUCCAAGAGGCCGCCUAUCAUCGUCAAGCUGCUGCGCUCCCUGACUUUCUUCACCCAGCACACCUGCUUCUGUGUUCUGACAGAGACGGACAAAAGCCAGUAGCUUCUUCUUCCGUUUCAGGACUUCAAUCAGGAGCAUCAUAGCAAAGACACUCUGCAGUGAAACGGACAAAAUGAGGCUCCCGUUUUACCACAAUGAAGCUAUUGGACUCCACUCAACACUUAAAAAUGCUGCCACAGGUUCACACUAAAUUAUUAUGGGAAUUAAAAGAAGUUAUUCUGCAAAUACACUCACUGCCAAAACAAGUUAGGCACCCAGGGAGAAAGAGCUGUUUUAAAGAUCUGUUCCCAGUCCCACACCGCGGCAGAAACUUGCAGCGCUGCGAGUCACUCGUUCCUUCACUUCAACUAUUUAAUAAAUAUUUUUCUAAGUUCUACAAAAGUCAUCAGUUCCUCCGUGUUUACAAAAUUAUUAAAGACGUGUAAAAGUGGAAAUGUCUCAGCCUCAUGCGCCGCUGAAACUAACAGCACACGCGCGCACGCACCAACACCCACACACCGUUGAGUGUGGCAAACUCAUUUUUACAUCCCACUYCUUAUUUAGACAGU
Messenger RNA from Austrofundulus limnaeus, 2122 nucleotides. It is a transcript of the gene slc7a6, whose product is annotated as solute carrier family 7 member 6. Lineage: Eukaryota; Metazoa; Chordata; Actinopteri; Cyprinodontiformes; Rivulidae. Gene Ontology annotation, molecular function: L-amino acid transmembrane transporter activity. Gene Ontology annotation, biological process: amino acid transmembrane transport. The record is from RefSeq and is a predicted model, not a curated record. The coding region runs from base 129 to 1616 and encodes 495 amino acids. Gene Ontology annotation, cellular component: membrane. The transcript is spliced from 10 exons.